Aplysia californica (California sea hare) is the source of this 620-nucleotide messenger RNA. RefSeq names its product collagen alpha-1(XII) chain-like. NCBI's taxonomy places the organism in Eukaryota, Metazoa, Mollusca, Gastropoda, Aplysiida, Aplysiidae. The record is from RefSeq and is a predicted model, not a curated record.
GAAGCCAGCGGAAGUGGUGUUUGUGUUGGACAUGUCCAGCAGUAUCUUCAUUUUGGACUUCAUGAAACAACUCACCUUUGUAUCAAACCUUAUUAAAUUGUUUGACAUUGGCAGACACAAGACCAGGGUCGCUGCCGUCUCCUUCAGCACCAACGCUACCGUGGAGUUCCAUCUUGACGAGUAUUAUGAUCAGAAGGACGUGAGAGAUCACGUGGAGACGAUUCGCUACACUGGAGGUGUCACCAACACAGACGAUGCCCUCAAUCUGGUCAAGAACUCGGUGCUCACCUCAGAACAUGGCGUCAGGAGUGGGCCCUUAUGUAGACGACCAGGAGUUGGAGGACAUCGCCUCUGCACCAUCCGAAAAUUUCAUGUUCACGAUAGCCGAUUAUGACGCACUCCUAUCCAUCAAAAACACCCUCGCUCUCCGCGUUUGUAAGGCAGGCAGGCCAGGAAGUCAGAGGCAGAUAGACGCUGAGUAGAGGGGACAUAGUGGCGUGGGGCUGAUUACCCCGACAUGUUAAAGAGUUGCUUUUCCUCGAGACAAUGACAACACUAAUGGUUGAUACGAUAAUAGGACAAAUCGAUUUGUCAAUAAACUACACCAACCCCCCCCCCCA